AUGCGUCCGCACUUCAAUUCUAAUCCUUACCACUCUAAUCAACUCCAAUCCAACGGAACUGCUCCUCCGGAAAAUCAACAGGUUAUGGCAAAUCCAGGUAGUUUUGCCCCAAACCCACUGCAAAUUCAGCAUCAACUUCAAAUGGGAAUGGGAAUGCUCAAUCCUGGGAUUCCAUUGCCAUUUACUAACCUAAAUACGGGUUUUGCGCCUAGCCAGUUUUUCCCUUUUCCGCAAGGGCCACUACAGAACCCUAACUUGAAUUUAAUUGCGCUUAAUCAAAUGAAUAGUAAUAAUAAUCCAUCUCAAGCAUUGGGUUCACUUUUAGCGCAGAAUGCAAUGAACCAGCCACAGUUUUUGCCUAAUGGGCAAUUAAAUUUACUGAAUUCAAUGCAAAACAUUAACCAGCUUCUGCAAAUGCAAGUGCAAAUGCAAAUGCAAAUGCCGGGUUGUGGUCCAGUUGUCUCUCAAAAUCCCAACCUUGUUGCCAACGGGCAAGCAGGUCUUCUGAAUGCCAAUGGAGUUGUGCAACAGUCAGUUAAUGGCAACAACACGAGUCAGUAUAUGCCCCCUAAUGUUACUAUGCAGCAUUCAAACUCGCCUCUAGGGAAAACUUCUGGUUUCCCUCAACCGGAGUGGAAUCAGAAUAGCUUUUCCCCUGGUUCUUCAAAGCCACAGAGUAAUUUAGGAAAAGUCAAUGGGGUUAACAAAAUGAGGAAUGGCUGGAGAAAAUCUCACGACAAGAGCUUCACAGGAAAUACUAAAUUUGAUGCAUUGCAGAGAGGGUUUCCCAAUAUGCAGGUUCAUCGUAAGCAAAAUACGAUAGCAAAUUUCAAGUUCGAUAACGAAAACCGAAGAAAAGGGCAUGAGAAUGUAAACCUUACCCACUCUGAUUCCAACAAACUAAUUCAAGUCAGUGAAAAAAGAACUCUCUCUUUGAACUACACGGAACAAGAAAUUCAACAGUGGCGCGAAGAACGCAGGAAAAAUCACCCAUCGAAAACCAAGAUUGAGAAAAAGUUGAAAGAAGAUCAGACAGACCCCAUGGCCGUUGAUGCUGUUGCCAAGAUACGACGUCAGCAACUCAAGGAGGUCUUGGCAAAGCAAGCUGAAUUGGGUUGUGAAGUUGCAGAAAUACCAUCUUGCUAUUUAUCAGAUUCUGAGCAACAAGCAGAUGGAAGGGGAGAAAAUAAAAGGGCAUUCAAUAAGAGGGAAAGGUUUCAAAAGGGUUUCAACAAACAGGGAAGAUUCCACCAAAAUGACCGGUUCUCUAAGAGGCAAAGGCCUGUAAACCAUGAUUCAGCAAACUUGCAUGGUCAAAAAAAUCACUUUACUAAGAGGCAGAGAGUGGCAAAUGAUGGCUCCAUGAACCAAUGUACAACUAACAAAAAGGAGCCAUCGCUCUUGGAGAAACUUUUGAGUUCUGAUAUUAGAAGAGAUAAGAGACAUCUGUUGCAGGCUUUUAGGUUCAUGGUGAUGAAUUCGUUCUUUCAAGAAUGGCCUGAGAAGCCUCUGAAAUUCCCGGUAGUUAUUGUCAAAGAACCAGGAGACGAAAGCAAAAUUGCCGAAGAGGAAUAUGCUCAGAUAGUGGAACACUGUAAUGAAGAUGCCGAUGAUUGCAGCAAGAAUGAAGCUGAUGUCAUAGGCUGCUUGUAA
Molecule: messenger RNA, 1653 nt
Organism: Fraxinus pennsylvanica
Lineage: Eukaryota; Viridiplantae; Streptophyta; Magnoliopsida; Lamiales; Oleaceae
Source: the annotation of a GenBank genome assembly